This is a messenger RNA of Candoia aspera, 3803 nucleotides long. RefSeq names its product Rho guanine nucleotide exchange factor 3 (gene ARHGEF3). The transcript has 10 exons. Gene Ontology annotation, molecular function: guanyl-nucleotide exchange factor activity. The coding region runs from base 161 to 1735 and encodes 524 amino acids. NCBI's taxonomy places the organism in Eukaryota, Metazoa, Chordata, Lepidosauria, Squamata, Candoiidae. Gene Ontology annotation, biological process: positive regulation of Rho protein signal transduction; intracellular signal transduction. The record is from RefSeq and is a predicted model, not a curated record.
UAUAAGAGUUGUCUUCGAUAAUGCAGCAGCAGGAGGACAUUCAAGCGCCCAGCUGCUAAAUGCCAGAGAGGUUGUAAGGAGAAGACUUGGUUUUCCCUUCAUAUUGUGUAGAGCUACAGAAUCAGCAGUGAUCUCUGAAACUGCUCCUAAUUCAGCCACCAUGGUGGCAAAGGAUUAUCCAUUUUAUUUCACAGCUAAGAGAGCAAACUGUGGCUUGGAACUACAGACAGCAAGCAUCUCAGCUCGAGAGCUAGAGGAGCCCAGUAACAAGCGGGUCAAGCCUCUUUCUAGAGUGACAUCACUAGCAAGUUUAAUUCCUCCUGUCCGAACGACUCCCUUGAAGCGAUUUGGUCAGACUCUCCAGCGUUCUAUCAGUUUUCGUAGUGACAGUAGAUCUGAUCUACUUGCAUCACGUCCCUGGAUGAGAAAUGUACCCUCUGCUAGCACCAAGCGACGAGACAGUAAACUCUGGAGUGAGACUUUUGAUGUCUGUGUCAAUCAGAUGCUCACAUCCAAAGAAAUUAAGCGCCAAGAGGCUAUAUUUGAACUUUCACAAGGAGAAGAAGACUUGAUAGAAGACUUAAAGUUAGCAAAGAAGGCUUACCAUGAUCCAAUGCUUAAGCUCUCCAUAAUGUCUGAACAAGAAUUAAACCAAAUUUUUGGAACACUAGAUUCUUUAAUUCCUCUUCAUGAAGAUCUUCUUAGGAGACUGAAAGAAAUCAGGAAGCCUGAUGGAUCUACAGAAUCAGUUGGUCACAUUCUUGUGAGCUGGCUGCCGUUCUUGAAUUCUUAUGAUAGCUAUUGCAGCAAUCAAGUAGCUGCUAAAGCUUUGCUGGACCAUAAGAAGCAGGAUCACAGAGUGCAGGACUUCCUACAGCGUUGCCUAGAAUCACCUUUCAGCCGCAAAUUAGAUUUAUGGAACUUCCUUGAUAUCCCACGAAGCCGUCUGGUGAAGUAUCCAUUGCUACUCAGAGAGAUUCUGAGGCACACACCAAAUGAUCAUCCAGAUCAACAGCACCUUGAAGAAGCUAUGAACAUUGUUCAAGGCAUAGUAGCAGAAAUCAAUAAAAAGACAGGAGAAUCUGAAUGCCAGUAUUACAAAGAGAGACUGAUAUAUCUUGACGACACCCAAAGGGACUCCCUGAUAGAUCAGUCACGUGUUGUGUGUUGUCAUGGUGAACUAAAAAACAACAGGGGAGCGAAACUUCAUGUUUUUCUCUUCCAAGAAGUGCUGGUAAUUACUAGGGCAAUUCUGCAUAAUGAACAGCUCUGCUACCAAAUGUAUCGACAGCCCAUCCCUGUGAAGGAUCUUAUGCUGGAAGACUUGCAAGACGGAGAGGUGCGAUUGGGUGGAUCCAUACGUGGUGCGUUCAGCAACAAUGAGAGAAUUAAAAACUUCUUUAGAAUCAGCUUCAAAAAUGGAUCGCAAAGCCAGUCCCACUCAUUGCAAGCGAAUGAUACCUUCAAUAAACAGCUGUGGCUCAACUCUAUCCGGCAAGCCAAAGAACUGGUUUUGUGUGCCUCAGGUGAGAGUGAAGUCCUUGGUUUGGAUGGAUCUGUCAUAGCAUCAAGUAGGAACAGCAUAUUCCAGCAAGAAUCCAAGUCUGAACAAAUGGACCAGUCAGACAGUGGAUCUAACUGUAGCAUGGACACCAGCGAAAUCAGCCUUGAGUGUGACCACAUGGAAGAGAGAGAUUCUUGGGAGAAUGAAAGAGAGUUGGAAAGCAAUGUCUGACAAAACCUUCAAGAGGCUUUCAGUGUCUUAUAUGUACGUAUUUGCAUUCCAUAUGUGGAGCAAGAAGCACUUUUUAAUAUUUUUGUGACUAUGUCAACUCAAUUGCUAUUAUAUUUGUACCCAUUGACCAUAAUACUGUAACUGCCAGUAUGUGUGAUUUGGAAUGUAUGGCAACUAUAGUCCUGUGAUAGUCUGUAAAUGUCUCAGUGGCUGAGACAGGUACUUGACCAAUUAUUUCACACGUCCUGUUGGUAGACAUGAUUUCUAAACUACUGUUUUUAGACAUAUUAUAUAGCAGGCAUCCCUGUUUAUAAAGUGCCCAUAUUUGAUGUGUCAUAUGGCAGCGGAACACAAGUUGUCUGGAUGGUAUUUUUAGAUUAUCAAAGUCAGGAAGUUGCAAAAGACAUGGUUUCAAAAAGCCUGAAGUUACAACUGAGUUACUUAUUACACAAUGAUUUGACUUGAAGUUCAUUACUUGCAUGUGUGAAUAAGCCAUCACAAAUGGAGUAUUAAGACAGUGGAAGCUGUUCAUAAAUAAUGAGGAGCGAAGUGAUGUCCAAACAUUUAUAAAGCAGUGCUGUAUCUUAGGACAAACUAAAAUAUUAAGUCAGUGGGAAUCUUAAAUACAGCUUGAUUUAAAUUUUAGGGUAAAACUUAAGAUACACAUGUUAACUUAACUUAUGGCCAAUGCAACAAAGUAGGUCUUUUCUAAGUGCAUGGAUGCAAGCUAAUUAAUCAUUUGAAAGAUGGUGCUUUGUUAGUACUGAAGAUCUAAAACUUUAUAUGAUUGUGCUCUGAAAUAAGCAGACCCAAUUUUAAUAAACAUUGGAAGGGCAUAGAAGCACCAAAAAUGCCAGUUGAAAUAUUCUACUUAAUUUGUUUAAACAGAAUUGUAUUGCUUUGUGUAGCCCUUUCUGUGGUAACAUAUCAGUUUGUAUAUAAAAUGGCCCUCUCACCUUACAUUGUUUUGGUUGGUUUUACUUUUUAAAAAUGAAAAUUAUAUUCAAAGACCUGUCCUGGGAAAAUCAGUUAAGUGAGCAGCAAACAAGCCUUCUCUCCCUCGGUUUCCAUGAUGGCUCAUAUCCCCUCACCUCCAUUGGCUAGUCUCGUUUGCAGGUGCCGAAGGAGAUGCCUGAGGGGGAGGGGCCACAAGCUCCACCACUUUUGUAAAUGUGCUGUGACUUCACAUGUACAGUACAUACAACAGGGGCGAAUCUUACAGCAUGACACAGCUUUUCCAUUUUGGCAAAAGCAUCAGAUCCUGUGGCCACCUGUGAGACUGGAUACUUUUUAUCAUGAGUUCUGUAUAAGAAUCUUGCUUAAUAUGCUUCUCAGCAUUAAGAUUCAGAACAUAUACAACGUGCUUCAGAUAUAUAAGAAACACUUACCAACCUUGCAAAAAUUGGGAAUAGGGAUCCCCACUAGAAAAUUUUAGAAAUGUCAGGUUUUUAAGAUAAUUCGCUUUCAUGUUUAUAGUUUGUUUUAUCAGGAUUUUAAACUGCUUAGCUAAUUAUGAUUAAAAUAAGCCAUGAUAGCAAAUUUAAAAGCAUGAUUCACAUUUUUUCUUCUAACAGACCUGCCAACAGAGCGUUGCCUUACUUAGCACCAAUCUGUAUGAUUCCAUUAUUCCCAGUUGUGAGAACUGUCUGUAGCACCCACUGUUAUUCUAGUGACUCAAAGGGUUCUGAUUAACAUCUCAGAAAAAUAUUCAGCCAUUCUUUACACUAUUAGGUUGAAGACUAUCACAGAUCAGUUUCGUCCAGCUAAAUUUGGGAAAAUCAAUAAACUGGUAAUUUGAGUAAAAAGUUAACUGAAAUUUUGAACAAAAAUAAAUUCAAUAUUUCACUGAUUUCUUAUAAAUGGGCCUAUAAUACACAGCCCAGUGCACUGAAAAUAUCAUUCAUACAAUUAUUUUCUGUAUGGUAGAGACUCCAACCUCAGUACAAACAGUAAUGUUGGCAAAAUGUAUACAUCAUACAAUUUAUGUUUACAGAAAAACUAGGGGAGUAAAUAAGGUGUCAGUUUUUAUUUUUACGUUUCACAAUCUGUUACAGAAGUCAUUAUGUUA